Guillardia theta CCMP2712 is the source of this 1731-nucleotide messenger RNA. RefSeq lists its product as hypothetical. The coding region runs from base 1 to 1731 and encodes 576 amino acids. The transcript is spliced from 19 exons. NCBI's taxonomy places the organism in Eukaryota, Cryptophyceae, Pyrenomonadales, Geminigeraceae. The record is from RefSeq and is a predicted model, not a curated record. Gene Ontology annotation, molecular function: catalytic activity.
AUGCGUUUGUCAACAACAAGCAAGACGGGGAAGAAGAGGAGCAGGAGGAGCAGGAGGAGCAGGAGGAGCACAAGGAGCACGAGGAGCACGAGAAAGAGGGACAAGAAAUCGAGGGAUUCGGCUGCUGCCAAGGCUUUCAGCAUGGUGCUUAUGGAAGCCUUUGUUUAUGGAUCCUCCUUUGCGUUGAUAACAUGGCCAAUGAGGGAAGGUCCUGCCAUGAAGGCCAUCGUUAUCAGUGCUGCCUGCGGGUUGACGUACUCCUUGUAUCGCAGAGUCUUGAUCAACCCCAACCUCGCGAGGAUUGAAAUAUCCAAGGAGGGCGUGUACGAUGUAAAGGACCUCGUCGCCCCAAAAUGCGCUGGCUGGAAGCUUGUUCUGUUCGAAAAGCUUCUCAACGUCAACGAAAGUGAUGCUCUGGAGCAAGCCUCCCAGAGCAAGCGAAGGUGGGAAGAAGGCAAAUCACUGGGCCCCCUCGACGGUGUUCCCUUUGCUGUGAAGGACAACUUCAACGCUGUCAACUACACGACAAGUUACGGAACCUGCUUUCUGGCAGAUGCCCUGGGUGUACAGCUGCAGGAUUGUACUCCCAUCGCACGCAUGAAGGCAGCAGGAGCCAUCCUUGUGGGAAAGACGGGCAUGCAUGAGCUCGGACUUGGAACCCUCGGCACCAGCAGCGUUGCUGGUCCCUUCAGGAAUCCUCAUAACAUCAACGCCUAUUGCGGAGGAUCUUCGACAGAAAUUGGAGCUGCAGGUUCGGCUGCUGUUGUAGCAGCUGGUCUAGUGCCCAUCGCACUCGGAGGCGAUGGAGGAGGAUCGGUCAGGAUACCGGCCAGUAUAUGCGGCGUCUACGGGCUGAAGCCGACACAUCGCAGGAUCCCCAACAUCAGCGUAGGGAGGAAGGAGGAAUCUCGAGCAAGUCUGACAGAUAGCCAGGGGUCAGGGAUUGUUGACAACUCGGUUGUUUGCAUUGGCCCCAUUGGCGCGACUAUCUACGACAUUGCCCUUGCGUACCUUGCGGUAUCCGGCGACGAUCCGACGGCGGGAAACUCUUUGAUUACCCCAAAGCCGCAUGUCUCUGGCUUUGAGAAGAUCACGAAUCUCAGAGGCGUAAGAAUCGGAAUCUUCAAGUCUUUCUUCGAGCAUGCGGACCCACCGAUAGUCGAGGUCAAAGACGUCGUCAUCUCAAACAUGGACACGAUCCGGCUUGCUCAUCUCCUGACCAUUGCGACUGAGACCGGGCAAUGUAUUGAAAUGUUCGAGAAGAACAACAGGAUUGAAAAGAGCAAAACCAUGGGAAAGUUCACGCUGGAGAAUGAGAUUCUGCUCAACGUUUGCAAACAAUGCACUGCAUACGAUUACAUUGCAGCACAGAAGGUCAAAGCAUUCGCGGUCGAGCAGAUGAGGAAGAUGUUUGAAGAAGUAGACGUCCUUGCUCUCCCUACAUGCGCCGUAACGGCUCCUGACAUGAGGGCUGAAGCCAUUUCCCAUGGCGAACUGGACAUGCAAGUCUUGGGAAGACUUGGAAGGUUCUCUAGCCUUGCAAACUUCGCCGGUCUGCCUGCAAUCUCCGUCCCUGCUGGGUUUGAUCAGCAAAUGAAACCGAUAGGCUUCCAGCUCAUGGCAAACGCGUACAAUGAGCCGCUCCUGCUUAGAUUGGCAAACUCGCUCAAGGAUUCAGUCAAGAUGCGAAAGCCAGCAGGAUAUUUCUACGGGGAUGAAAUUAUUCUUUGA